Messenger RNA from Eutrema salsugineum, 2676 nucleotides. RefSeq lists its product as uncharacterized. Gene Ontology annotation, biological process: negative regulation of DNA-templated transcription. Bases 344 to 2497 code for a protein of 717 amino acids. The record is from RefSeq and is a predicted model, not a curated record. The transcript is spliced from 4 exons. Lineage: Eukaryota; Viridiplantae; Streptophyta; Magnoliopsida; Brassicales; Brassicaceae.
GCCUAGUGGUGUAGACGUAAGCAAAUUACGGGCAAUGCAAACCAAAAAAGAGACUUGUUUACUUAAGGCGCUGAUUCCAUUAAAAAGGGCCAAAAUAAAUAACCAAUAAAAAUAAAAAAAAGAAAAAAAUAAUAUUUUCAGUUACAGAGCCACAAUCGUGUUCGACUCGAGGAAGGAGAUACCAAAAAAAAAAAAAAAAAGUAAGCGACAGAGACGCCUGCUUGAUCGCCGGCGUGCUGUGUCACUCCGGCCGAGUCUUUCACGUUUUAUUUCGACUGACUAUGGUGAUUGAUUAAUCGUGGGACAAACGAAAGUUGAGGAAUUGGAGGGAUUCGGAAUUCAGAUGGAGUUCAACAAGCAGCAAGAUCUUGUAGAGUCUUCUAUGGAACAAACGGAUCCUCUCUGCAUUUCUCAAUUGAAAAUAUCUUCUUCUUCCUCUCUCGAGGCCCCAGGAUCGCCAUUGCCACAGGCCAAGAUGUCAGAGGAUUUGUUAAAGAGUCAUAGACAUUCUGUUUGUUCUAAAGACGGUCUCCCUUCAAAAGUGGAAGGGAGCCAAGAAACUUGGGAAGAGUCGCUUGGUGUAGAAGAUGAUCACCCCACUGACCCAAAUUGUGACAUCAUUGAGGGCAAUGGGCAUUCAGAUUCAUCAAGCUUCGAUGCAGAUUUAAGUGAGUACAAAAAAAAGGCCACGAUAAUUGUCGAGGAAUACUUUAGCACCAAUGAUGUUGUAUCAGUUGCUAAUGAGCUCAAGGAGCUUGGAAUGGCUGAAUACCGUUAUUAUUUUGUCAAGAAAUUAGUCUCCAUGGCUAUGGAUAGACAUGACAAGGAGAAAGAAAUGGCUGCUUUUCUGUUGUCUACGCUUUAUGCUGAUGUUAUUGAUCCCCCAGAAGUUUACAGGGGUUUCAACAAGCUGGUGGCUUCUGCUGAUGAUCUAUCCGUAGAUAUUCCGGAUGCAGUUGAUGUUCUUGCUGUGUUUGUGGCUCGGGCAAUUGUUGACGACAUUCUUCCGCCAGCGUUCCUGAAGAAACAAAUGAAUUUGUUGCCAGAUGACUCCAAAGGUGUAGAGGUGUUGAAAAAGGCUGAGAAGAGCUAUCUUGCAACUCCGCUUCACGCUGAAGUUGUUGAGAAGAGAUGGGGAGGGACUGAUAAUUGGACUGCUGAAGAUGUGAAAGGAAGAAUAAAUGACUUGUUGAAAGAGUAUGUGAUGAGUGGAGAUAAGAAAGAGGCUUUUAGAUGCAUUAAAGGAUUGAAAGUUCCGUUUUUUCAUCAUGAGAUUGUCAAACGGGCGCUGAUAAUGGCAAUGGAAAGGCAAAAGGCCCAAGUUAGGCUGCUAGAUUUGUUGAAAGAAGCAAUUGAGGUUGGUCUCAUAAACUCCACUCAAGUGACCAAAGGGUUUAGCAGAAUCAUCGAUUCAAUUGAAGAUUUGUCUCUUGACAUACCAGAGGCACGCUGUAUAUUACAGUCUUUCAUCUCAAAAGCGGCUUCUGAAGGAUGGUUAUGUGCUUCUUCUCUGAAAUCUCUCUCCGCUGAUCCAGGUGAAAAGUCACUUGAAAACUCCAGCGCCAAUGAAUUUAAAGACAAGGCUAAGUCGAUCGUUCGAGAAUAUUUCCUCUCAGGUGACACUUCAGAGGUCGUACAUUGUCUAGAAACCGAGCUGAGUGCAUCUUCGGGUCAGCUACGGGCAAUCUUUGUUAAGUAUCUGAUAACUUUAGCGAUGGAUAGAAAGAAAAGAGAGAAAGAGAUGGCUUGUGUUCUUGUCUCGUCACUUGGUUUCCCUCCCAAAGAUGUCAGAAAGGCAUUCUCGAUGCUCAUAGAAUCUGCAGACGACACUGCUCUAGACAACCCAGUGGUCGUUGAAGACCUUGCCAUGUUCUUGGCCAGAGCUGUGGUCGACGAGGUCUUAGCUCCACGGGAUUUAGAAGAACUGUUAAACCAGACUCCCGAGCCGGGUUCAACCGCCGGGGAAAAAGUGAUUCAAAUGGCGAAAACAUUGCUGAAAGCACGUCUUUCGGGUGAAAGGAUCUUACGCUGCUGGGGAGGAGGAGGAAUUGAAACAAACUCGCCGGGUGCCACUGUGACCGAAGUAAAAGAGAAGAUUCAAGUUAUCCUGGAAGAGUAUGUAUCUGGUGGAGACCUGAAAGAAGCUUGUAGGUGCGUGAAGGAACUGGGAAUGCCGUUUUUCCACCACGAAGUUGUGAAGAAGUCAGUGGUGAGGAUCAUAGAAGAGAAAGAGAAGAAGGAGCGACUAUGGAAGCUACUGAAAGUGUGUUUUGAAUCGGGACUAGUGACAAUUUAUCAGAUGACCAAAGGGUUUAAAAGAGUCAGUGAGUCGCUUGAGGAUCUGUCUUUGGAUGUCCCUGAUGCUGCGGAAAAGUUUUCUAGUUGCGUCGAAAGUGCCAAGCUUGAAGGGUUCUUGGACGAAUCAUUUGCUGUUGAGGAAACACACGAGAAUGGCUCUCGUCUUCGUUUGGAUACUGAUGAUGAUGUACCAACCUGAACCUCUUGACUCUAUACGUUUGGUUUGACGCAAAAUCAUCUUUUGAAUUCGUUUUUUUUUUUGCUUUACUAAAAGUUUUGGUACUUUGAUGAUGAUCUUACAGAAAUCGUCUCAUCUUAGUGACGUUUUGUUUAACAAUAUUCACUCUUUUUGUUUUCUCUUUAAUACUAUAAAAUUAU